CUUUUCCGGUCAUUUUUGUCGCGGUUCUCGUACUGAUUGAUGCUUAUCGCAAUCGAUAUGGAGGACUCCAGCAUGGGCCCUCGUCCGCUCCUUUCGGGUCUUCAGUGUACCCGCCAUGUGACAUCCAAGUUGGCACCAUUCGGCUUUAAUCGAUAAAUCCCCGCAGUUUUGCCUCACAAUAUUACUUAAAAAUUUCAUCUUUCGCUACUUUAAGAUGAUCUGAAGUGUUGUAACUACGUUCUCAAGUGCCUAUUUGCUCAACUUCACCACAAAGAAUAAUAGCCACUCUCACCGCCGGCUUUUCUACCGGGCCGCAGGAGGCCUAUCUCCUCUCGAUGAAAGAGCAGGCUUUCCGCCUCGAGGUUUGCAACGCCUUGUCUGGGGAACCUCUUACCGAACCCGUGCGGCCUGGUCGUUCCUGUUUAUUUGGUAGCGAUACCUCCGCGGACAGUCACGAGUGGAGCUGGAGUGCAAGCCGAACCAGGGUCAUUGACGUGAAGGAGGCGAUUGCGUGCGCGGUAGGGGAGAUUUUUGUGGUCGACAACCAUGAUGAAGACGAUGACCUCAUCAACAAUUGCGACAUGCUUGGCGGGGCUCUUAGCGAGCACUCGAAAGAGAAGCAGAUGAAGGAUAUCACCUGUGGUGACGAGGACCGGGGGGACACAUCAGCGUUAGACAUUAUAAACGACGACGGUGCAGCCGACAGUCUGUGUCUAGUAUUGGACCCUUUCACAUUCGAUCCGUCGCAGCCGCGCGUAACGUUUUCUGCAGCUCGAAAAAGCGAAGGCGAACGCAGUGAGCGCCGCAGGUCGUGGCGACGACGGCAUCACCAUCAGCAGACUGGACCUGGACGCAAACGGAGGUGCUUUCGCGAGAAUAUCAUGCUUCUCUGCGGGGACAAAAACCAGCUGCCCCUGCUGCUGGAAGAAGAAGAAGAAGAAGAAGCCGAUCUUUACGAGCAAGAGUCUAGAAAAGACCGCUGCUUGCCGUCCGACUUUAACGAGGUAAAUUUUCUGGACACUCUCGAGCGGGUGCUGUCGCAGAACCGGUUUCACGCUGUUGAUGAAACAACGUCAGGUAUCCUGAGUAAAAACGCACCCACACCAGAGUCAGGAUGGGGAUUUUGCAACACAAACCUAGAAGUUUUGUGAGCCACGCAUGACAAGUUGCACUCUGCAGUGUAGUGCAGGUUAGCAAGUGCAGCCGCAUCACAGAUUCAUCUGCUCACCCUGUUUACAGCAUCACAAAUUCCAAAACACGAUUGGAAAUAGCUCUCAUGGGGAUGCGCAUUCCAAGUCUUCCUGUCUUUGCAAAUCUGCAUUACAACUCUGGUGUGGGUACGUUUUUACUCAGGAUAUCAGGGACUGCGAGAGGUUCAGCGCCACCUACUGGCGCAGAUGUCAGCUGCCCAUCUUCGUCUGGAGCAGACGUGGUGGUGGUGAAAAUCGGGUUUGUUGUGCGUACCUACACGCUAUCAAGUGCAAAAGUGUCUGGGUCUGGAAGGGUUGGAGCUUGUGCUGCAAACUCUGGAACACACAAAAAUUUGUGUUGCAUGAGCGCCAAAAGCUGUCCAUUUCUUGGCGCGCAAGUAGGAAGUUUCUCAUGCGGGAGAGGCAUCAUGAGGCGUGCUCAAAACCUGUGAUGCUUUUGCCUGCAUCAGACGCCACUUGCGUGAUCCGAAAUAUGCAUGACAAAUCUCAGAAUCUUCCAGACCCAGACAUUUUUACAUUUGAUACACGCCCUUUCGAAACCGCAAGGAGCUGGAAGACGCGCUAGCUCCCUAUUGGCAGAUCGCGCUAUCAAAUGUAAAAAUGUCUGGGUCUGGAAGAUUGCCAGGUUUGUCAUGCACAUGUUGCAUGACUCCUGAUGUCUGUGAUGCGUGCCCAUGCAUCACAGAUUUUGUGAGGGCUUCCUGAUGCCUAUACCGCAUGACAAAUGCUCUUUCCGUGUAGCAAAAAUUGGGCUGUCUUUGCUGCUCAUGCAAUACAGAUUUUUUUAGAAUCCAAAAUCAGCAUGACAAGCUGGAUUCUCCCAGACCCAGACAUUUUUACAUUUGAUACGCGCGGCGCGCGGACCACUCUACAGUUGGUUCUGGUCAAGGUGGUGGUUCUUUUCGCCGUCGAUACAAGAUGAACAAGGGAAAAGGACUCGGCACAACUGAACCCCAGGAGCAGAUUUUGAAAACGGAGGAGAAAUACGGCCCGAUAUGA
Molecule: messenger RNA, 2210 nt
Organism: Amoebophrya sp. A120
Lineage: Eukaryota; Dinophyceae; Syndiniales; Amoebophryaceae
Source: the annotation of a GenBank genome assembly